AUGGUGUACAGCGAUUCCGCAAAGAACAAAUCAGAAACUGCUAAAACAACUUUUGAGAACAUACUUUACCUCCUCAAAGGUUACUUCCCAGGCGAAAUGAUGACUUUGUGCAGAAAAGAUUUUAGGUCAAUUAAUCAACUUCGUGCUCAAUACUCAAAGGUAGAAGAGAUGCGCGAGAAAUUGGGAGAUCUUAGUUGCAGUCCACUCAAGCGAAAACGAGAGGACACAGGAAAUUACGAUAUCAGACCUCAUACCCUUCGAAGCACCUCCACUAUGACAGAAGAUCAGUCGGCCCAGCCACAGCCUCUUCAGCAAGAAGAUUUGCUCCUAACGAUCAGUAGAUUGCUAAAAUUGGAGAGGAAGAGUAUGGUUUCUAAGCUACAGCCGUCAAUUUUAAGAGGAGCAAAGUCUGGAGAUAUAUUCCCCGGGUCCACGUAUAAUCAUCGGAGAAUUCUAGCAACAUCUCCGUUGGAUAUAACCAAAGACGUGCAGACGAAGAACUGUGACAUCAUAUACACGUUUUUGAGGAACCUCAUGGAUAAACCCGACGACACUGAAGACGGUGUCAACCACAGGAUUGGUAUCGCUGUUUCAGUAAUUAUGAAUCUCACUAACCAACAACUGAACAUCUACGCAGAUAAAUUAGGAGUUAUGAUGAUCGCUGCUGGUCUGCCAAACAGUGCAUUAGACAUCGUUGGCACAAUGGGAAUCACAUGCGGUAGUCAAACUGGUAGAGAAAUUAUUAAAGAUGCAGCGAAGGAUUCAAAGUCUCUGAUAUUAAAAGCGGUAGAAUUUAGCGGAACAAAACAUAAUACCGAAGAAAUUAUAAAAUUUCUGGAAAAAUUGGCAAAAGAGCCAUAUUUGUUUAUUGGGAGGAGCAAAAUGAGUCACCAGAUAAUUUAUAACGCGACGGGAGGAGUAAGUAUAGCAUAUGAGUGUGACGCUGAGUUGUUAGCUAAUGUGGACAACCCUUUGUCACCUGCUGUGGAUAUUGUAGGGGAUAACUUCAAUCGAAACAUAGGAAAUGAAAGAUGGGGAAAAUCAGUGCCAAUUGAUGUGUUUCACAUUGCUGGAAUACUGAGACAAGUAAGAGCGCUACCAACCCUUUCAUGGACUAAGCCCGAAAUUCCACUCGAGAAAUUGGAAGUAAGUCAUCUCUGCCCAUCGACUACUGAUUUAAAUCAGUUUUCUCUGGAUUCAGAAUAUCUUUUCAUGAUAGUAUUAGUAAACAGAGAUGACGAUCUAUCAGACUGUAAAGAAUGGAUAGAUACUCAUCUGCAUCAUCCACUAAGGGAAGUGAUGGACCAAGCGACCGUGACUGUACCUCUCGGGAUUAUACCGGAGAAUCAGACAAGUACUGCUGCCAAUGUGAAGAUUCUAAUGGAGUGUGAGCAGUAUAUGAACAAGUCAAAUGUAAUUAUUUAG
Molecule: messenger RNA, 1425 nt
Organism: Bolinopsis microptera
Lineage: Eukaryota; Metazoa; Ctenophora; Tentaculata; Lobata; Bolinopsidae
Exons: 7
Coding region: 1-1425 (474 amino acids)
Source: RefSeq, a predicted model, not a curated record